This is a messenger RNA of Zychaea mexicana, 930 nucleotides long. Its product is annotated as GPR1/FUN34/yaaH family-domain-containing protein. Gene Ontology annotation, molecular function: acetate transmembrane transporter activity. Gene Ontology annotation, cellular component: plasma membrane. The record is from RefSeq and is a predicted model, not a curated record. The coding region runs from base 1 to 930 and encodes 309 amino acids. Lineage: Eukaryota; Fungi; Mucoromycota; Mucoromycetes; Mucorales; Lichtheimiaceae. The transcript is spliced from 4 exons.
AUGUCUGCACCACCAGCACCGGGCACAACAGAUUGGACCUUUGGGGCAGAGCACCCAGAAGACUUGGAACGGGGCGGCGGUCAACGACAACGCUUCAAUACCCAAGCUAACGGUAAUACUGACAUACGGAGCCCUAUGCCAGUUCGACCCAUGGAAGACUCCCACGGAAAGCUGACCGUCACCAACGCAGGAGGCUCGAGCACACCACCGCUCACACCACCUCCAUUUAUCGGCGGAGGAGGCCAACGAGGAGGCCAACCAGGCAUGACAGACUGGGAAUGGCUGACCCGAAGCGCCUCUCCCUUGGUCAACGGCCAGUCCGAUCGUCGUCCACUGACAAUGGGCAACCCAGCCGUCCUUGGCCUCUGGUCCUUCGCUACAGUUACCUUGCUUUUGGCAGCCUAUAAUUUAUUCUUGCCACACAAGCCCAACCACAUCCUCCUUCCUACCGCAUUGCUCUUUGGCGGUAUUGCACAGUACAUUGCUGGAUUUCUGGAUUUGUUCUACGGUGGCACGUUCUCUGGCACUAUCCUUGUAUCAUACGGUGCGUUCUGGGCCGGUUCAGGCAUGAUGAUGUUACCGUCUGUAUCAGCCACCUUGAACGCUUAUGCAACAGAUUGGGAUGUUGCACAAGGCAAUGCUAUCUACCAUUUCUUUUGGGCGUUCUAUACUCUCAUGCUGGUCGGUCUCUCCCUCAAAAUCCGCUCUGGUUCUUUUGUCUUGACUUGGUGUCUCUUUUGGGUGUUCAUCACGCUAUUCCUUACUGCCAUCUACUACAUCACCGAUACACAAGCAGUGUUACGCGUCAGUGGUGUCAGUGCAUUCUUUGCUGGCCUUGGCGCGUACUAUUCCGGCUUGGCCGCCAUCUUAGAAGAACAAAAAGAAAAGUUGUGGGUCGGCAAAUACAAUUGGACCAAAAAAUCUACAUAA